CUGACCGCCCUCCCAAAUGAAACGCUCCGUAAUUGCGGCCUGUAUUUGCUGAGUGCAGCACAUCUGAAGCGGCGAUGCUGUGCCUGAAGGUGUUGGUGAGCGUGUCCGCUCUGUGGUGUGCGGUGGCGCAGCAGCAGCAGGCGUUUGGAGGCUUCUCGGGGCCCCUGCAGGCCGGCAGGCCGCAGGACGCGUUUUCCCCCGGCCAGGGCAGGCCGCUGGCCGGCUUCGGACCGCCGCAGGCGACCGGCAGGGCUCUGGACGCUUUUGGGCGCUCGGCCGGCGUGCCCCCGGGCACCCUCCCACUCGCCGCGGCGCCGGCGCCGCCGCCCCCGCAGCCGCCGCCUCCUCCUCGGCGGUCGCCGGCCGUCGGCCUCCGGCCCGACGUCUCUGGCCGGCUAGCUGACGACGUCUUCGGACCGCCGGAGCCGUACCAGUUCCAGUACGCGGUGAGCGACGCGGAGAGCGGCGCCGCUUUCCGCCAGCAGGAGAACAGCGACGGCAAGGGCAUCGAGGGCCAGUACGCGGUGCAGCUGCCCGACGGCCGCAACCAGAUCGUCAAGUACUCCGCCACCGAAGAGUCGGGCUUCCACGCCGAGGUCAUCUACGAGGGCGAGCCCGUCUUCCCGCCCGCACCCGCGCCCGGUGGCAGCGGCGGGGGCGGCGGAGGCGGAGGGCGCGUGGUGGGCGGCCAGCAGCCGCGGUCGCUGGCACCGAGGCCCGCCCCGGCACCCACCCCCACCGCCUCCGGACUCGCUCUGGCGCCUCCCGGUAACGCUUUCGCAUCUGGCUUGGCCCGUCCAGACGGCAACCUGGCCGCCCCCAGGGUGGGAGCUCUGCCGGGACAGACCGCCGGUGGCGCCUUCGGCGGCGGCAGCCAGCAGUUCGACGCCUCGGCCGGAGGGUUCGGCGCUGGGGGCUUCGACGCCACGGGCAGAGGAGGCGCUCCGGGCCCGGCCUUCGGGAACACCCUGGAGGCUCCUUCGUUCGGCCCGACCGGCGGCGACCUCUCCAUCCCAGGAGGUUCAGCAUUCGGCUCUUUCGGAGCGCCUGCGCCCACUGUCGCCGUUGGAGGGCGUCGGGUGAACUUCAGGGGGUAGCGCGUUCUGUCUGCAGCAGCCAGUACAAAACUGUCCGGAAAUUUUUCACUGUGAGAGACGCUUAAAGCUUAUUGCUUCGUAUCUGAAGCGCUAGCAAAAGAUUUUUAAAUAAGAGAAUCUUCAUUUGUUGUUUUACAUACAUACAGAGGAUGUACAAACGUGAGUGUAAACUCGAUGAAAGGACGUUGUUUUCACGAAAAUAAAUGUCACUUUUAAUAAAUUGUUCACUACAA
Messenger RNA from Schistocerca gregaria, 1330 nucleotides. RefSeq names its product pro-resilin-like. The record is from RefSeq and is a predicted model, not a curated record. Lineage: Eukaryota; Metazoa; Arthropoda; Insecta; Orthoptera; Acrididae. The transcript is spliced from 3 exons. The coding region runs from base 75 to 1097 and encodes 340 amino acids. Gene Ontology annotation, cellular component: extracellular matrix.